Molecule: messenger RNA, 2502 nt
Organism: Morus notabilis
Lineage: Eukaryota; Viridiplantae; Streptophyta; Magnoliopsida; Rosales; Moraceae
Product: protein PNS1
Exons: 7
Coding region: 1-1980 (659 amino acids)
Biological process (GO): transmembrane transport
Cellular component (GO): membrane
Molecular function (GO): transmembrane transporter activity
Source: RefSeq, a predicted model, not a curated record
AUGGUCUGGACAAAUGAAAGCGAAUGCCAUUUAAGGCAGCAUUCUGGUUUUUGCCUUCUUUUUCUUUUCAGCUUGGAUUAUGGCUCAGCUCAGAAUACGCAUUCAAAGGACCAAAACCCUAGCUUGCAAGAAAGAACCUUCAAACUGAAAUCAGCAGAACCAGAAAAGAGAGAGAGAGAGAGAGAGAGAGAGAGAGAGAGAGAGAGAGAUGACGCAGAAAAGCAAUCUAUUCAAAGGCCAACAAAAGAGGAAAACUAUCCCUCCCAAUCGCCAUGGAAAAGCAAGAGAUUUGUAAAGCCUUCAAAUUUUUCGAGCGAAAUGAAUAUGGAUCGAAGAGAGGAAGAUGGAGGAGGAGUUGAGAGAGAAAAUGAGAAGAAAGAAGAAGUGAGAGAUGUUGAGAAAGGUGGAGUGGGUUUGGAAGCGAAGAAGGAAAAUGAAAAUGAUGAGAAGAAAGUUGAAGCAGAAGAAUUCAACAUGUCCAUGUUGCAGAGGCUGAAUCCGACCAACCCUUUGAGGCUUGUCAUUAAUGGUGGGACCAGAGUCGCAACUCCUUCUCCUUCUCAGUUCUCUCACCCCUCUCAGCCUCGUCCUUCUCCUUCUCAGUUCUCUCAUCCCUCUCAGCCUCGUUCUACACCAACCCCUCAACCAUCUAUAACAACACUAAAUUCAAGAGCAUACACAAACAAGAUAUCUCUCUUUCUUUUCCUUCUGCACAUGGUGGCGGCAAUUGGGCUAGUUGGCUUUCUUAUAUUCAAGGGAAUUCAAGGGCUUUUAAUAGCAUCAGAAAGUGUCAAAAGAAAAGAGAAAAGAGUGUUGAAAUAUUUCCUCCCACAAGUAGAAGCUGCAUCUCUUUUGGGCAUUACACUUGCAUUUGUAUGGCAAAAAGCAGUCAGAGAAUGGCCUAAAUUCAUGGUUUCUUUCAUACUUUGGUGCACUUUUCUCAUGUCCUUAACCGCCGGGAUCCUCUUAAUUUGCUUCCAGAAGGCCCCCACUGAUGGUGUUGGAGCCUGCUUCAUUGUCUUUGCAAUAGGCAAUGGCUUAUAUGCCUGCUCGGUUUCUCAGAGAAUCGGGUUUUGCAGCAAGAUUUUGGUCAAAUCUCUUGAGCCCGUGUCGAAAUUCCCUGAUCUGAACAAGCCCAUUUACAUAAUGCUUGCGGUUGGAUUUUUGUGGAUGUCUAUGUGGAUUUUGGCAGUGAUUGGGGCACUGAAUUUCUACUUCUCUCCACUGGUCACAAUCCUAUUAGUGUUGAGCUUGGCUUGGACUGCUGAGGUGAUGAGGAAUGUCGCGAAUAUAACAGUUAGUAGGGUGAUUGCCUUGUAUUAUCUUAGAGGAAUGCAAUCCAAUACUCAGUUCUGCUUCCAGAGAGCCUUGACUAAGAAUCUUGGAAGUGCUUGCCUCGGGUCUCUCUUCGUGCCUGCAAUCGAAGCUCUUCGAAUUGUGGCUCGGGCUUUGAAUUUACUCGAAGGAGAAGAUGAGUUCAUGUUCUCUUGUGCACAUUGCUGUCUCAGAGUCAUGGAGUCCAUCUUCAGAUAUGGCAAUGGCUGGGCCUUUGUACAGAUAGCUGCAUAUGGGAAAGGUUUUGUGAGGGCCUCUCAAGACACGUGGGGACUCUUCGAAGGGCAAGAAAUUGAGCCUGUUGUCGACUCUGACAUGACCAGCUCGCUCUGCUUCCUCACCGGAGUCUGCAGCGGCUCCGUUUGCGUGAUUAUGGCUGCUGCUUGGACUUAUAAAGUGCACCAAAGUUUCACAGCAACCAUUUCACUCCUUGUGUUCUUCAUAGGAUACCUUAUGACAAGGAUUGCCAUGGCAGUGCCUCAUGCCUGUGUGAGCUGCUACUAUGUUUGCUAUGCUGAGAAUCCAGAAAACAGGCUAUUUGACAAAACAAUCAAGGAUCAUCUCAGCUUAAUGAAAUCCGGCCGUGAUGUGGUUGUCCGGACGCCUCGAGUACCGCAUCAAUUCUCAACAACCCAACACACAUGAUUUAAGAGGUGAUCAACAAUGCUACUUUAUCACCACCGGUAACCAACCAACGCUGUGAUCAUUCCAUGUGACGCAUGAAAAUUUUGUACAGGUAUUAGGCGCUCUUUUAGCUUGACCAAUAUGCUUUUUCUAAAUUUGUACCACAUCAUGAUGGUCACUCCCAAAAUGGGGAUCAAAACUCAUAAAGGGGUCAACCAAGGAACUGAGAAUCAAGUUGAAAUUAUUGAACAAUGCUUGUAAUAGUAUUGUUUGAAUUUUGAGUUUGAGGAAGUUGAACCAAAAAGUGGGGUGUGGCUUUGGAAGGAUAUGAGAACCAAGUGAGACUCCACUCAACAAGGAUAUGAAAAAGUAAAGGGUAUUUUGGUCUACCCCUAUAAUUAUUAUAUCCUCAUAUUUUUAGCAUAUUCCAUGCUGAAAAGUCCUACCAUUAUUUAUUUUUUUGCCUUUAGCUCAAUAAGACCCACCAAACCAAUUAUUUUCUGUAAUUAUUUGAUUAUUUAAUUCCAUGUGAUCUUGGAAGAA